CCUUGUGAUAGGCCGCUCCAAAGUCGAAAUGGGUGUCAUUCUCAGUGCUCAGUUCUCAGGCAAUCCUACCUUCUUGGAGAUGUUAAUAGAGCUGUCGAUUCAACCGUUGUGAUUGCUCGUUUUAAGGAGAAAUGUAGAAGCUGUCAUGCCAUGGAAUUGUAAGAGCGAAGAGAGUUGCUUUGUUUUGUCGAAAACAAAUCCAGAAAAAAGGAAGAGGAAUUCAAUGCAGCUCAUUCUUUCUCUUGCUUGUAGUUUAUUUGGCAUCUCGAGAACCGUCAGAUCAGAUCAUUUCUUCAAAACCCAGACUCGCAUUUGUUGAGAUCUGAUUCAAGGUUCCAGCUUUUAGAGCUUGUACCAGCUUCCCUUCGCUGCCUUUCUUUGUCUCUGGUAGAAAUCGAAAAGGACACGUGCACGAAGGAAAAAAUCAAAUGCUAUUGCAAUCCCUCCUCCUUCUUUCAUGAAACAGAGAAACUCAUUAACUAGGCAAACCCCUGCUGAGAUGGUGGAGCCGAGCAAUGCUGACUAUGUGGAAUUGGGAGAACGUUCUUCCCCCAAGCUAGAUAAGUACCAAAAGGUUUCUAUUAUACCUCUUGUGUUUUUGAUAUUCUAUGAGGUCUCUGGGGGCCCUUUUGGUGUUGAAGCUAGUGUCCAAGCAGCUGGUCCCCUUUUAGCUCUUCUUGGAUUUUUGCUGGUUCCAUUCAUAUGGAGUGUCCCGGAAGCGUUAAUAACAGCAGAAUUAGGUACAAUGUUCCCAGAGAAUGGUGGUUAUGUUGUCUGGGUUUCAUCAGCUUUGGGCCCUUUUUGGGGUUUCCAACAAGGCUGGAUGAAAUGGUUGAGUGGGGUUAUUGAUAAUGCUUUGUACCCGGUUUUAUUUCUGGACUACCUGAAAUCAGCCUUCCCUGCUUUGGAAGGAGGUCUGCCAAGGACAAUUGCAGUGUUGGUUUUGACUCUGGCUCUCACUUAUAUGAGCUACAGAGGUUUAACUCUAGUGGGUUGGGUGGCAAUCUUACUAGGGGUGUUUUCACUUCUCCCUUUUAUUUUCAUGGGAAUUGUGGCAAUUCCCGAACUGGAGCCUUCAAGGUGGCUUGUGACAGAUCUUGGUUAUAUAGACUGGGGUUUAUACAUGAAUACUCUCUUCUGGAAUCUAAACUAUUGGGACUCCAUUAGCACUCUCGCAGGAGAGGUGGAAAAUCCAAGUAAAACUCUUCCAAAAGCUCUUUUUUAUGCUGUUAUCUUAGUUGUUUUUGGAUACUUUUUCCCCAUUUUGAUUGGUACUGGGGCAAUUCCACUUGAUCGCGAGAUGUGGACUGAUGGAUAUUUCUCAGACAUUGCUAAAAUGCUUGGAGGUGUCUGGCUGCUAGCUUGGAUUCAAGCUGCAGCUGCUCUAUCAAACAUGGGAAUGUUCCUUGCUGAGAUGAGUAGCGAUUCCUUCCAGCUUGAGGGAAUGGCAACUCGAGGGAUGCUUCCUGAGUUCUUUGCAAAGAGGUCUCGCUAUGGAACCCCACUGGUUGGGAUUUUAUUCUCUGCAUCUGGUGUUUUACUACUGUCAUGGUUGAGCUUUCAAGAGAUUGUAGCUGCAGAGAACUUCUUAUACUGUUUUGGAAUGAUCAUGGAGUUCAUAGCAUUUGUGAAGCUAAGGAUAGGCCAUCCAGCAGAAUCAAGGCCAUUCAAGAUACCUGUCAGUACGGCUGGAGCAAUUUUAAUGUGUAUUCCCCCUACCUUACUAAUUCUUGUGGUUUUAGCCUUUGCUUCUUUGAAAGUCAUGUUAAUUAGCGUGGUAGCUGUGAUAAUCGGGCUUGUUCUUGAGCCUUGUCUAAGGUAUUCUGAGAAAAAGAGAUGGCUCAGAUUCUCCAUGAAUGCUGACAUCCAUGACUUUCACUCUGCCUAUCGGUAGUGUGGUGAAACAUGAUUAAGAAAUUGCCAUUUUCACUUUUCCAUUUUUCUGUG
Theobroma cacao (cacao) is the source of this 1947-nucleotide messenger RNA. Its product is annotated as putative polyamine transporter At1g31830. The record is from RefSeq and is a predicted model, not a curated record. Gene Ontology annotation, biological process: transmembrane transport. Gene Ontology annotation, cellular component: membrane. NCBI's taxonomy places the organism in Eukaryota, Viridiplantae, Streptophyta, Magnoliopsida, Malvales, Malvaceae. Gene Ontology annotation, molecular function: transmembrane transporter activity.